AUGAACGAAUUAAAUUUGUUCUCAUCUAUCUAUCUAUCUAUCUAUCUAUCUAUCUAUCUAUCUAUCUAUCUAUCCCGAAAUUUGAUAUUUUCUAUCUGUUUCUCUGUCUCUGUCUCUCGCUUUCUCUCUUUCUCUCUCUCCCUCUCUCUCUCUCUUUCUCUAUCUAUCUAUCUAAAAAGUUCAACCUCUUCUCCCCCACCAUCCCUGGUUGGCAAUCCCCAUCAUCCCCUGGUUCCAAUCCAUCUUCUCCCACCAUCCCUGGUUGGCAAUCCAUCAAGUCCAACCUCUUCUCCCAUCAUCCCUGGUUGGCAAUACAUCAAGAAGAAAGUUCAACCUCUUCUCCCACCAUCCCAGGUUGACAAUCCAUCAAGAAGAAAGUUCAACCUCUUCUCCCACCAUCCCUGGUUGGCAAUCCAUCUAGAAGAAAGUUCAACCUCUUCUCCCACCAUCCCUGAUUGGCAAUCCAUCAAGUUCCACCUCUUCUCCCACCAUCCCUGGUUGGCAAUCCAUCAAGAAGAAAGUUCAACCUCUUCUCCCACCAUCCCUGGUUGGCAAUCCAUCAAGUUCCCAUCACCUCUUCCCCACCAUCCCUGGUUGGCAAUCCAUCAAGAAGAAAGUUCAACCUCUUCUCCCACCAUCCCUGGUUGGCAAUCCAUCUAG
Messenger RNA from Acanthosepion pharaonis, 660 nucleotides. NCBI's taxonomy places the organism in Eukaryota, Metazoa, Mollusca, Cephalopoda, Sepiida, Sepiidae. The record is from the annotation of a GenBank genome assembly.